Molecule: messenger RNA, 4821 nt
Organism: Leptomonas pyrrhocoris
Lineage: Eukaryota; Euglenozoa; Kinetoplastea; Trypanosomatida; Trypanosomatidae
Exons: 1
Coding region: 667-4821 (1384 amino acids)
Source: RefSeq, a predicted model, not a curated record
AGUUGCGAAGGACAAAGAUUCUUUCACACCGUAGAAUAACAACAGCUAAUAACUGUUUUCCCAACACCUUCCUUUAUCUCCGUGUUUGUGUGGUUUUCUUCUUUCUCUUUGCUUUGUUUGUCGGUUCGAUUUUUUUUUUCAGAAUCUUUUCUCGGUGUGUCCCUCCUUUCAUUCUCUAUUUCAGCUCCCUCAAGCUUUUUAUUUAUGUAAAUAUACCUCCUCUUUCUUUGUCUUUUUAUGUCUUUACGUUUGUAUGUGUACUGCUACGGAAUCGGUACUGUAUUCUGCCUGUGUAUUUGAACGUUGUUGGUUGGCUCCAUCCAUUACAUAUCUAUAUCUUUAUUGAUUCGCUUUUGCGGUGCACAAAGGGUUUUUACUUCUCUCGUUUCCUCUUCAACAUUCGUCGAGGCACCGAGUGCGCACGCGCAGAGACAAAUAUAUAUAUUUCGUCAAAGGUGAACUCUUUCGACGCUUUCAUUGUUCUUCUUCUUUUUUCAUUGCGUUUGUUGUUAUUAUUACAGUUCGCCCCCUAUGCCUUCGUGUCCAGACUGUGGUCUUGUCUUCGACACCCUCUAUAACAUCCAACUUCACCGUCGAUCUGGUAACUGCACGCAAAGCUUGCUUCCCGCGCUUGCGAAACCCGCCUCGGCGCCUUCACGAGCCGAGAUGUUCGCAGGAGGCGCCGGUGGUGGUGCCGCUGGCUACCAGGGCCCCUCAGCGGACCCUGCGUACGGGCUGGGUGUUGCGGGCGGGUACCUGAACCGCGGCUACGAGCUGACGGCCGCCCCACCUCUGGCCGCGGCUACCAAUCCUUAUUUAUCCCACACGGAGCGGGAAUUAGAGCAGCUUCUCGCCCAGCAGCGCAGCCGCCAGGCGGUGGACAUGGUGGAGCGGGAGCGACUGAUGCUGGACCAGCAGGUGAACCUUGUCAUUCCGGCCCGACAGGCUCAGCUGCAGCAGUCACAGCAAGCACUGAAGUCGCAGCUCAUGCAGAUGAAGCUGCAGCUCUUCGCUAGCCAGCAGGCGCAGGAGCAGGGCAGCAACAUGGAUAUGGCGUACCUGCGGAACGAGAUGGCUGCCAUGCGUGACGCUCUCACAUCCCUGAACCCUCAUGCGCCGCCCGACAACAAUCGGCACUGGCAGCGGACGCCGCAGCCACAGCCGAAAAGGAAGGCGCGUCCGCAGCCGCGCCGUGCUGUUAGUGCCCGCAACGCAGCAAAUCGGCGCUCUCCUCGCAUGUACGGCUCUCCCCAGCAAUCGCGACCAGAAACGUACGUCGGGGAAGGUCGGAGCACCCGCACCACACAGCGCUACUACGAUGACGAUGACGAUGACGAUGAAAGGGAUGUGGAGUAUGAUCAGGACGACGGCGAUGACAGGUCGUGGAGCAGCUUGGACGAGGAGCUGCGCGACGCCGACGACGACGAAGACGGCGUCUCCACGCGCCGGCGCACCAGCCACCACAGGAACCCCCCCGCUUCGUCACCGUCGCGGCAACUACGCGGGAUGCUGCAGGAGGUCCAAAACGAACUACGGAGUCUGCGGGCGAUGAGCACGUCGCCGCGGCACGGCACAGACGCGCCGUUUCCAACGGUGUCGACGCUUGACACCGGUCUGCACUCGCUGAAGCUCGCCGCGUUAGAGGGGGUUGACAUCUCCAUCCCCCUGGACGACGUUGAUGUCAGCGUGAAGGUGUACUACAUGUCCUAUGCGAACGAGGAGUAUUUGCUGGAGCCGUCCGUCGAGCGCAGCUUUCCGCGCCGCCCGCCCCCGCUGGUCCGCCACGGAGCCAAGACACUGCUCUUCACCGUGCCGCCGAUUGAGUUCAUGGUGCACCACGCCAAAGAAAUGGUCGUCUUUGUCGUGCACACUCUCUACCGUGGCCGCCUUCUGUGUUGGGCCACCAUCUUCUCCACAAACCGUGGCGCCUUCACGGAGGGCCUGCGUGACUCCGCCUUCGAUCUCGCAAAGGCCAUGCAGUCUCCGCAGAACAUGAUGCCGGGCGCCACCAUUUCAGGCUCCAUCGAGGCCGACGCCGGUGACUCCUUGCGACGCGCGGAGUCCUUCCUAAACCAAAGCAGCGGCAGCUCCUCUGCGAUGGCCGUCACACCCACGUCGCCUCCCCUGCCGAUGCUGCCGCAGCUCCCCGGGCUGCCGCCGCUCCCCUCGCCGCCGCAGGCGCUUCCGCUGCUGCCUGGCAUGCCGGGCUGCGAAGGACCUUUCCUGCCCCCGAGUGCGGAUAUGAACGCGAUGGUGCUGCAGCCCAAUAAAGGUCCCGCCGCUCGUUUCAUUCUGCCCCCGCCAACGGGCAUGUCGAUCCUGGAGUGGCAGGAGCACCUCGCAAAGCAUCUCGCGAAGAUCCAGAAGCGCGCCGCAAGCCCGGCGGCGGGCAACGGAGCGGCCGCAGUGAAAGCAGCAGCAGCAAAUAAAGGCAACAAGUCACCCAAAACAGCUCCGCCGAAGGCGUCACCGUGCCGAUCCCCGCGGAAGGUCCUCCCACCCGAGCCGAGUAGCGGCAGUGAUGAAGAGAUCAUCGAAGAGCACCACGAGGGGGAAGACGACGACGACGAUGACGAUGACGAUGACGAUGACGACAACAUAUCGGCAGGAUCGGCGCGCGACUCCGUGAAGCCGGAAGACCACGUCGAGAUCGUCGAGACGGCGCCACCUGCCGUGCCGAUCGUGACGUUGCCACCCGCCGUGUCGAUCGUGACGGUGCCACCGGCCCUCGCCCCGGGCCUCCCUAACGCACCGAAGCCAGUGACGGGCCCGGUGAAAGCGGAGUCGCCGCGGUCACCACCGCACCAGGAGCACACACCGCCGCCGCGUCACAUCGGGGACUCGUCGCCCCUCGACCCGCCAUUUGCCGCCGCGUCGCCGCCCGCUGCCUCUCCAAUUAUUCCGCCGAGUACGCAGCAGCCGCUCGCCUCGCCCAAGAACUCGCUCACCUCGGCGGACGCCUGGCCCAAGAACUCGUCGCCUCUCAACAACAACCUCAAGGACCCCCUCUCUUUGUCUUUGUCGAGUUCGCAGCUCCCGCGGAAGGUCUCGGGGAAGGUCCCGCGUGAGGAUGUGCCGCUGGUCGAACAGCAGCGUCUGCGGCCUGUGGUGGAUCCGCAGGGCAACCUCGCGGUGCCGCCAGGGUACAAGCUGAACCCGAACAACCCGCCCUCCGUGAACCUGGAGAAGUUCGACAUCGCCGCGAAGCCAGCGGUGAACCCGUGUGUGCUGUUCGGUCUGGCCCAGGCCACCAACACGCCGCCGGCCCCACCGCGAACUCCCGGGCACGGCGCGAAGGGCGCGACCGUGGACGUGUUCCUCGACGGCCUGACGGGGCUCCCCCUCAACGCCGUCUGCACCCGUCUGCUGGUGUACGUUACGAAUGAGGUGGACCCGAGCUCUGGCAAGCCGGUGAACCCCCUGCACCACCCGCGCUUCUUUAUGCGCAAACCCGACCUCGUCGUGUUUCAGAAUCUGACCUCCAGCAGCGCAGAGCCGCAGUUUAGCGGCAUGUUCAGCGCCGACGUGGGCGACAACACCUUUGCGGUGGUGAUCAUCGAGUUUAUUAGCGCGGCGCAGGACGCAACGCUGGUCUUUGGCCACUGCUGUCUGCCCCUCAACAAGAAGUUUUUCGCGGGGAACUAUCUAUGCCGCGUAAAGAUGGGAGACCCGCGUCGCUCGCAAGAACGCAUGAUCGCGGACAUCCGCCCAGCCGACCGCAUUGCCGACGAGCAGCGCCGCGCAACGGAGAAGUACAAUCAAACGCUGAUGGAGCGCAGCGUGGACUCGCAGGCGCUGCACAACCUCCUGCCCGCCCCGCCCCGCAAGCGGGCGGAAUGCACCGUCCUCGGUUACCUGAUCUGGCGCCUCGAAAGCGACAACAUCAAGGCCCCCUUCUUUGAGAUGCCGCAGCAGCUGCCGCUCUCGGUGGCAGAGCUGGCGGUGUUCGAAGGCCGUAAGAAGCACAAGGACACUACCCCGACCAUGAAGGGUCUGUCGACGCUCAAGGCAGCGAACAACGCCUUCCUCGACGCCGGUGCGACGCCGUCGGAUGCCCUGGGCAACGUCGUCCCGUUUUCAGAGGAGCGCGGGGUCUUUGUAAAGGUGGAAGGCGUCCGCGGCGUGGGCGACGACGCGGCAAUGUACGUCGUCGUCGUCUACAUGCCGAAAGCUCCUCAAGGUCGGCGGGUGUGCUAUACGAUCAUGCCGGACUGGCUCUCCGAUGUUGGGGCGCCUACGUACAAGGACGCGCCGUUCAUCUUCACGGGCAUCAAGUGCGACAUGACGAACACCGUCAUGUACAUUCUGCUGAAGCUGACAAACCUGAGCACGUCUGCCGAGGACGCCGCGACGGUGGAGGCACUGGCCUGGUCGAUGAAUAAGAUGUUUCUCGAGGAGCCCGACACGGUACGUCAGGGUCGCUUUGCCCUGCCCUGGAUUGCAGGCGCGCUAUCGCCGGCCGUUGUCAACGAACUUCUCACGCAGCGCCUUGAGCCGGUGUACAUGCGCAUGAUGAAGGCGAAUCAGCUAAAGUUUUUAAACCCGCCAGCGACGCUUAUUAUUAGCCAGGGCGACACGGCAUGUAUCUCGUCCCUCGUAGACGAAAGUCCCGGACGUGGCCAGCCGCGCCAGCUCCUCACCCCGGCCGCGGUGAAGAACGACUACCCCAUGGUUACCUGUGAGGGCAUGGUCGGUUGCACGCUGCGUCGCGCCCAUGAAAAGUGCUUCGGCGGCGGGGACCCCCGCGUCCUCCUUCAGCGCAUCAACGUGGCCGUGCAGGGGUACCUGAAGGUUACGAUGCCCGCCUUUCAGGAACUGUAG